Messenger RNA from Branchiostoma belcheri (Belcher's lancelet), 3410 nucleotides. Its product is annotated as zinc finger protein 436-like. Gene Ontology annotation, cellular component: nucleus. Gene Ontology annotation, molecular function: RNA polymerase II transcription regulatory region sequence-specific DNA binding; DNA-binding transcription factor activity, RNA polymerase II-specific. Gene Ontology annotation, biological process: regulation of transcription by RNA polymerase II. The coding region runs from base 543 to 2378 and encodes 611 amino acids. Lineage: Eukaryota; Metazoa; Chordata; Leptocardii; Amphioxiformes; Branchiostomatidae. The record is from RefSeq and is a predicted model, not a curated record. The transcript has 7 exons.
ACCUUAUUUGUGUACAUGUUUGGAGAAGAAAAAGAGAAAACCGAGCAAAAACAAUGUGUUCUCCUUCGGUAAACAUGAAUAAUUUUUAAAGAAUGUCAGUAUGGCUAUGUGCUAGCGAGUGCGCAAAUAGUUUUGCACUGUGUUACAUUGCCCCUGUACUUUGUCAUGAACAUGAACAUUAUUUGAAAUUAUUAAAAAAAGGGAGGGCACAUAAUAAAACUGUUACUGACGCAACUGUAACCAAACUGAGUGUAUAACAUUUUCGAUUUAAUUAUUUUUCUUUCAAUUUGAACUUCGUUUUGACGCAACUUGAUUAUUUGAGCACAACUUUUAUUUUAUUGAAUGGAAUAUCCCAGCAGUCCCAUAAUGCAUCAGUACCAAUAUGGCGGCCAGGAGCGGAAAAAAAAAUUUGAUUGACGAAAAUACGUCAUAUGUAAGUAUUCAUCCUCUACUUCACAUCAAGAGGGCUGAUUUCUGACUGGCAACUCUUAACACUACCUUCAAGAACUUGUAGUUUGUGAAGAGUGGAGACCUGUGUUAGGAUGGACGUAGCGGAGAGUGUGGUGUGUUCUCACUGUAACACACGUGUGUACAGACAGUGGUUAGUGGACCAUGUACAACAGGAACUGCUGGAUGAGACCACCUGCCGCCCUUGUUCAGACGUCGUGCAGACGCUGACCGACUUACUCUGUGCCCUGCACCUGUACGGACACCUGAAAGCACCUGUCAUCAACAUCACCUGCUCCAGGUGCUGCUUCAAGGCCGGCAGUGUGAAGAAGUUUGUCGAGCACCUGCAGGCCAGGUGUGAAGAGGGCAUGCUCUCGUGUGAGGAUGCUGCACCUGCAAAGAAUACAGCUGCACCUGUAUCAGGUGACGAGAAAAGUAGCUUUACGUACAGAGUCAGCUAUCAGCCAGGCAGUGUGGAAGAAGGGAAAGGGGAGGGGGGCAGUUGUGAGAAGACAGUGGGUACCAGUUCGAUGGGAGAAUGGGACGGACAACAGUUUCAGCAGAUGAUGAGCACGCUAUUGACGGAUACGUCCGGAAAAGGACGGCAAAAAAUGAGCCCCAAGGAAGACAUAGGAGGACGCAACAAAGUGACGAUAGACAUGGCGUCUGUCUGUGAAGAUGAGGAGGAUGACACUGUCAGUGAAGAUGUUUUGAACUAUGAUGAACCUAAAAGUUUUUCCAGUCAAAGCCUGGAAGAGAACACAGCAAAUCAAGAUAACGACACAGACAUUUCAGAGACAAAAGCAAGCAAGGAAUGCAGUGAAGCUUCAAACAAAACAAAAACUAAGACAACUAGAGUUAGGAGGUCAAGAGCAAAGAAGCAGCAGCUUGAAAAUCUGUUAAAGUGCCACAUGUGUGGUUACUCUGACCAGAAGAAGGAUGGCCUGGAGUCCCACAUGUUGGAGACCCAUGGGAAGGUGGAGUACAGGUGUAAUAACUGUACCUUCAUGGCUAAGAGCCUGAGAAACCUGCGCAGGCAUCAGUUAGGACAUCAGAGGAUGCACGAAUGCAAGUAUUGUCAGUUCACAACUCGCUGGCAGAGGAACUUAAUUCUGCAUGAGAGACGUCACACAGGUGAAGGCAUGAUCAAAUGUGACCAGUGUGACUACGUCACUCCUAAGAAAGACAGCCUUCUCAGACAUCAAGUUAAGCAUUCAGGAUUGAAGCCAUUUGUCUGCGGACAGUGCAGUAAAACCUUCGCCCGCAAGGGUGACCUGAAACAGCACGAGCUGCGGCAUGCUGGGAUCAAGACGGCUAUGUGCCACGUCUGCGGAGACACGUUCUUUAAGAACUACGAGCUGGUGCACCACAUCCAGGCCAAACACGACGGACUCAAGCUGUACAAGUGCGACCAGUGUCCGUUUGAGACCGCAUACUUCCACUCGCUGGUCACCCAUGGCAGGGCCUAUCACACAGGGGAGAGGCCAUACAGGUGUGACUUUGAAGGUUGCAACUAUGGUUCAGCUAACAAGUCACAACUCAAUGUGCACAAGAGGAAACAUACAGGAGAAAAGCCAUUCAAAUGUACGAUGUGUAACUAUGCCUCUGCUGACAAUGCCGGUCUACGCAAGCAUGUGAGGAGACACUCCAACCUGCGGCCCUACAAGUGUAACAUGUGUGACUUUGACACCAAGCACAGUUUCCUCCUCAGAAAACACAUGGAGACUGCACACAACGUCAUGACCAACUGUAAAAUCGGCCGGCGACAGCUGGCCUCGAUCGUUACCACGGACGUUGGUUCUGUUAAGAACCAGGUGCCAAUGGAAGUUUUUAAUCAGGAUCUUAACACUGUUGUAGACCAUCAACUAAGUACCACAAAUAUAGAUAGGCAAGACAAACCACAGGAACUUGCCCACCAGAGCUUGUUUUAGAAUGGAACCAAUUUCUGUGCAAGAAAAACCCAAGGCUUUUAAACAUAGAAUUACAAACACAGGUGCUGGUAUUAUGUAGAAAAUGUAAAUAAGGGCAUUGUGCUAUAUGGCCCCAGUAAUGAGGUACUGUGUGAUUGGCUCAUUCCCCAGCAUAUGGUAAAGAGGUGCCAUGUGAUUGGCUCAUCCCUCACCACAUGGAAAUGAGGUGCCAUGUGAUUGGCUCAUUCCUCACCAUAUGGUAAUGAGGUGCCAUGUGAUUGGCUCAUUCCCCACUGUAUAUAAUAACGAGGUCACAGUGCCAAAUAAUCUGCAUGUAUCCAUAUAUGAGAUAAAGUGAUUGGCCCAUUGUUAUCCAAUCAGACAGCAGCAAACUAUGGCCAUUUAUCUAUGUGGAAUGUAUUAAUACCUCCCCCCUCCCUCAAUUUGCAACUGUAAAACAGGGGAGAUGUAUUUUGCUGUACAAUACAAUGGAAUUUGACAGUUAUAUGUAUUACAUUAUCAUGAGUAGACAGUCAUUGAUGUAUGUUAUAUAUGAUAUACACUACAAUAUUAGUGAAAACUCUAAUAAACAAUGAGUUGCAAUGUAGUACAUGUAUGUGUAACUAUUUUUAAACUCUGUCAUGUGCAAAUUGAAGUAUUUAUUACAUUGAGACUUAUGAUAGUAUUUGUAUAGAUACUUAAAGGUGCUUUAGUUUCUGUAUUUUGAGAUCACAGUUGUUUGAAAAAAAUGGAGGGACUAUAGCAACUUUGUUUGAAAUUACUCCUUGGCUCUAUGUGGAAAGAUUUUAUGAUUUAUACAGGAGUCAUUUGCACUUCCUUAUAAUCAUGAAUUCAGAUUUUAUUCAUGUUUAAUCACUUUUUCAACUUUUCCAGCUGUUCUAGUAUAGAAUUGAUAUGAUAUAAACAGAGCAAGAGAGUACAGAUAGCAAGAUGUUUAGUUUUAAUGUUAAUCGAAUGAAAACAUAUUGUUUUUGCUCUGUUUCCUCUUCUUCUCCGAACUAAAAAGGUCAAUGACCUGAACCAGACUCUGUU